AUGGAAACAGAAUUGUAUCCCGAAUUGGAUCUGUUGUUCAACUUUGAAAAAAGUGAUGUUAUAUUUGUCAUCAAUGGUCAGAAAAUACCAGCAAUUAUUGCUCUAAUGUCAGCCAAGAGUGUUGUGUUUCGGGCAAUGUUUUCAGGAAACUGGAGGGAAUCGGACGCAAAUCAGAUUGAAAUCAGAGACACCACUCCCGAGGCAUUCAAAGUGAUGGUAGGCUUCAUAUAUAUGGAGCGAUUGAUGUUUAGCGAAGACAAUGAUUUGGUGCACAUUCAGGAUGUUCUUAAAAUCGCCGACAGAUAUCAAUUGAAACGAUUGAUAACAAGUGUUGGACAAUACCUCAAGUCAAUGAUUUCGAUGGACAAUAUCCAAGAGUUAAUCCAAUUGGCGAACGCCUAUCAGUUAAACGAAGUGAUCGGCGAUAUGAAGAAAUUUGUGGACAACAAUUUCGACCGAUUGAUGGCCAAACCAGAAACAGAAAGAGGUGUCAUCAAUAUUGGACUAAAUAACUAUUUGUUUGACAAGUUGUCUGCUAAAUACCGACCAAACAAUCAACCAAAUCAGUCGAAUUGGAUAACAUUUCGGAAUCAAUCGGAAAAUUAUAGUUUCAUUAUUUAG
Molecule: messenger RNA, 621 nt
Organism: Oppia nitens
Lineage: Eukaryota; Metazoa; Arthropoda; Arachnida; Sarcoptiformes; Oppiidae
Product: speckle-type POZ protein B-like
Exons: 1
Coding region: 1-621 (206 amino acids)
Biological process (GO): regulation of proteolysis; proteasome-mediated ubiquitin-dependent protein catabolic process
Cellular component (GO): cytoplasm
Molecular function (GO): ubiquitin protein ligase binding
Source: RefSeq, a predicted model, not a curated record